Molecule: messenger RNA, 330 nt
Organism: Mesorhabditis belari
Lineage: Eukaryota; Metazoa; Nematoda; Chromadorea; Rhabditida; Rhabditidae
Source: the annotation of a GenBank genome assembly
AUGUUUCUGACAACUGUGCGAAAUUCGGCCUCUAACGUGCUCAAAUCGUUCGCUCCGCUUUUCGAUCGAGUUCUCGUGGAGAGGUUCACGCCAGAGUUGAAAACGAAAGGAGGGAUCAUGUUGCCCGAGAAAUCGCAGGGGAAAGUCCUCGAGGCGACCGUCGUUGCGGCUGGACCGGGAUUGAGGAAUGAACAAGGGGUGACUGUGCCGAUGAAUGUGAAAGUCGGAGAUCGAGUGCUGCUGCCGGAGUUCGGUGGAACCAAGGUGCUUCUCGAGGAAAAAGAGUACACGAUCCUUCGCGAGAGCGAUAUUCUUGGGAAAUUCUCCUCG